This is a messenger RNA of Nymphaea colorata (pocket water lily), 2223 nucleotides long. RefSeq names its product zinc finger protein ENHYDROUS-like. Gene Ontology annotation, molecular function: DNA-binding transcription factor activity. The record is from RefSeq and is a predicted model, not a curated record. Bases 745 to 1839 code for a protein of 364 amino acids. Gene Ontology annotation, cellular component: nucleus. The transcript is spliced from 3 exons. NCBI's taxonomy places the organism in Eukaryota, Viridiplantae, Streptophyta, Magnoliopsida, Nymphaeales, Nymphaeaceae.
AUGGUAUCAGUCUGAAUGAUUCCUCUCUUGGGUAUGACAGGCUGCUGCUUUCUGCUCUACUGCUUCUCCUUUUUCCUUGUGGGCGUUUCCUUUUUAUCUCCUCUCCUUUCGCUAAUCUGGAACAUUGUCGAAGUGGCUCUCGAACGAGAUCUCUGUCUUCAAUCAUAAUCAUCAUUCAUCACAUUACUCACAUCUUGCUUCUAAGAGUAGCACAUUUUCUUCACUACCGAUUUACUGUUUCUGUGUUUUCCAUCUCUAGAAAGAGACCCAAGGCUCUCUUCGAGCUCACUGUUCCAAAAGAGAGUGAAUUCAUGACAUGUAGAUAUACUUUUUCAUCAGAGACGCCGUUUUAUGUACAGAGAAAUGAUGGUAUUCAUGAUUACAGGUCAGGCCAUCGUAGUCUUAGACAAGCACGGCAGAGUUGGAUAACGACGCUUGCUGAGAAUCGCUCAUCAUAAUCCCCUUCACGGGAUCCGAUUCCCUUUCUGUUCUUUUGAAGGAAUAAUGUUCUUGGACUACUGGAAAACUAUCAGAGUGUGAAAGUAGAACAGGGAGGGAAAGAAAAUGAAGCCUUUCUGGCCUCAGAAAUCUUACUGUCGUUGAUGGGUGGGGAUUUGAGCUCCAAAAAGACAAAAAAGAAAGAAGGCUGCUGCUAAAUGCUUCAAAAACUACAGUUUUAGUUGUAUAUCUCUCUCCAUUCCUCAAACUAGAAUCUGAAUUGUAUAACUCUCUCCCUCCACCGCCAUGUCCAGUUCAAUUUCUGAAGAGGCCAGCGUAUCUUCUUCUAGCAAUAAAGGCAGAGAAGAAUUCCACGUGGGAGCCCGGACUCCCAUUUUCACAGCCUUCGCUCCUCUUCUCUCCCGUCAACAGCCUAUGAAGAGGAGAAGAAAUCUUCCUGGGAAUCCCGAUCCUGAUGCAGAAGUCAUUGCUCUAUCUCCAAAGACUCUCAUGGCUACCAAUAGAUUCAUAUGUGAGAUUUGCAACAAGGGGUUCCAGAGAGACCAGAAUCUGCAGCUCCACAGAAGAGGCCACAAUCUGCCAUGGAAGCUAAGGCAGAGGACAGGGCAAGAGAUUAGGAAGAAAGUCUAUGUUUGCCCAGAGCCAUGUUGCGUCCACCAUGAGCCAUCAAGGGCUCUGGGUGACCUCACAGGAAUCAAGAAGCAUUUUUGCAGGAAGCAUGGGGAGAGGAAGUGGAAGUGUGAGAAAUGUUCAAAGAGAUACGCAGUGCAGUCUGACUGGAAGGCUCAUAUCAAGGCAUGCGCGAAAAGGGAGUAUAGAUGUGAUUGUGGCACUGUUUUCUCUAGGAAGGACAGUUUCAUAACCCACAGAGCCUUCUGCAACGCCUUGGCAGAAGAAAAUGCAAGGCCCUCAGCACCACUGAAGCCCCUACUACCUUCCUCAACCCUACCAUCCAAAACCCAACCUUCCCUUCUCCACAGCUUCCCAUCUCUCAGUAAUCAAGAGCCCAAUCUUCUAGAAACCUCCUCUCUCCUUCUCGAACCAACCUCUCUCCUCCUCCCAUCUUUCACAAUCUACCCUUCACAGCACAACCAUCAUCCUCAAGAAGCCCACAUGGCCAACCUCUUCAGCGUCCCUCCUCCUCACACUUCAGCUACUGCUCUGCUGCAGAAAGUAGCAGAAAUGGGUGCAAUUCUGAGCAACCCAAAUGACAAUCUCUUGGCAACUGAGACCUCCACUGCCAAGGUUGAGGGAGGUGCACCAGAAUUCAUGAAGGAGGUGGGUUCUGUGGAUAUGGAGGAGAGAAUAGCAGAAAUGGUCUCUGUCUGGGCACAAGGAGAGCAAGUUGGGCCAAUUGGGAAGGUGGGUGGGCUGUCUUAAUGGUGAUGGUGAACUUGGCUUCUCUGCAGCAGAGAGUGUGCAUGGCAUGUGGGUUGAGAAGGAGAGGUGCAAGAGUAAGUUUACAGGGGAGAUGCCAUGGAGAUGUGGAGAUUGAUGUGGCAGCAGGAGCCCUAGCCUAUCUGGUUUCUGCUUCUCUCCCUCAGAUGGUUCAUGGGAGAGCUGAUACACCUCGCAUAUUUUCUUUCCUCUGCAAUCAGCACUACAUUUGUUUUCCCUCCGAUUUUCUGAUAUUUUUCUCAUGUAGAGAAAGUUGAUUACCUUGCAUAUCAAAUGUAUUUGUCUCCCCCUUUCUAGGUUUUUCCUUUUCUAACUUCUGUUUAGCACUUAGUGAAAUAAGAAAUAAAUUUUUGAUUUAUCAGUCAA